AUGGUCAGGCUCCUCUUGGUUUUCUUCCCAGCGAUCUUUUUGGAGAUGUCCCUUCUCCCCAGACACCCCGGCGGGAGAGUGUUGCUGGCGGGAGCCUCGUCUCAGCGCUCGGUGGCCAGAAUGGACGGGGAUGUCAUCAUUGGGGCGCUCUUCUCCGUGCACCACCAACCUCCAGCGGAGAAGGUGCCAGAGAGAAAGUGUGGGGAGAUCAGGGAGCAGUAUGGCAUCCAGAGGGUGGAGGCCAUGUUCCACACGCUGGAUAAGAUCAAUGCGGACCCGGUGCUCCUGCCCAACAUCACCCUGGGCAGUGAGAUCCGGGACUCCUGCUGGCACUCCUCUGUGGCUCUGGAACAGAGCAUCGAGUUCAUCCGAGACUCUCUGAUUUCCAUUCGGGACGAGAAGGACGGCCUCAACCGGUGCCUGCCUGAAGGCCAGUCCCUCCCCCCAGGCAGAACUAAGAAGCCCAUUGCGGGCGUGAUAGGCCCAGGCUCCAGCUCCGUGGCCAUUCAAGUGCAGAACUUGCUCCAGCUCUUUGACAUCCCCCAGAUCGCGUAUUCCGCCACCAGCAUCGACCUGAGUGACAAAACUUUGUACAAAUACUUCCUGAGAGUUGUUCCUUCCGACACAUUGCAGGCGAGGGCGAUGCUUGAUAUAGUCAAGCGUUACAAUUGGACCUAUGUCUCUGCAGUCCACACGGAAGGGAAUUAUGGGGAAAGCGGAAUGGAUGCUUUCAAAGAGCUGGCUGCCCAAGAAGGCCUCUGCAUCGCCCAUUCAGACAAAAUCUACAGCAAUGCUGGGGAGAAGAGCUUCGACCGACUCCUGCGCAAGCUCAGAGAGCGGCUUCCCAAGGCCAGAGUAGUGGUCUGUUUCUGCGAAGGCAUGACAGUCCGGGGACUCCUCAGCGCCAUGCGGCGCCUCGGUGUUGUGGGCGAGUUCUCACUCGUUGGAAGUGAUGGAUGGGCAGACAGAGAUGAAGUCAUUGAAGGUUAUGAGGUGGAAGCCAACGGGGGAAUCACAAUAAAGCUGCAGUCUCCAGAGGUCAGGUCAUUUGAUGAUUAUUUCCUGAAACUGAGGCUGGACACCAAUACAAGAAAUCCCUGGUUCCCUGAGUUCUGGCAACAUCGGUUCCAGUGCCGCCUACCAGGACACAUUCUGGAAAAUCCCAACUUUAAACGAAUCUGCACAGGCAAUGAAAGCUUAGAAGAAAACUAUGUCCAAGACAGUAAGAUGGGUUUUGUCAUCAAUGCCAUCUAUGCCAUGGCCCAUGGUCUGCAGAACAUGCACCAUGCCCUCUGCCCUGGCCAUGUGGGUCUCUGUGAUGCCAUGAAGCCCAUCGACGGCAGCAAACUCCUGGACUUCCUCAUCAAGUCCUCAUUCAUUGGCGUGUCUGGAGAGGAGGUGUGGUUUGACGAGAAAGGUGAUGCUCCUGGCAGGUAUGAUAUUAUGAAUCUUCAGUAUACAGAAGCCAAUCGCUAUGACUAUGUGCAUGUUGGAACCUGGCAUGAAGGUGUCCUGAACAUUGAUGACUACAAAAUCCAGAUGAAUAAGAGUGGAGUUGUACGGUCUGUGUGCAGUGAGCCUUGUUUAAAGGGUCAGAUCAAGGUCAUACGUAAAGGAGAAGUGAGCUGCUGCUGGAUUUGCACAGCCUGCAAAGAGAAUGAAUUUGUGCAAGAUGAGUUCACCUGCAAAGCUUGUGACUUGGGGUGGUGGCCCAAUGCAGAUCUAACAGGACUUGAGCCCAUUCCUGUCCGCUAUCUUGAAUGGAGCAACAUAGAAUCAAUCAUAGCCAUCGCCUUUUCUUGCCUGGGCAUCUUGGUUACCCUGUUUGUUACUCUCAUCUUUGUGCUAUACCGAGACACUCCUGUGGUCAAAUCUUCCAGUCGGGAACUCUGCUACAUCAUCCUGGCUGGCAUCUUCCUAGGCUACGUGUGCCCUUUCACUCUCAUUGCUAAACCUACUACCACAUCCUGCUACCUCCAGCGCCUCCUGGUUGGCCUCUCCUCUGCCAUGUGCUACUCUGCCUUGGUGACCAAAACCAAUCGCAUUGCACGCAUUCUGGCUGGCAGCAAGAAGAAGAUCUGUACACGGAAGCCUAGGUUUAUGAGUGCCUGGGCCCAGGUGAUCAUUGCCUCAAUUCUGAUUAGUGUGCAGCUAACCCUUGUGGUAACCCUGAUCAUCAUGGAACCCCCCAUGCCCAUUCUGUCCUACCCAAGCAUCAAGGAAGUCUACCUUAUUUGCAAUACCAGCAACCUGGGUGUUGUGGCCCCUUUAGGCUACAAUGGACUCCUCAUCAUGAGCUGUACCUACUAUGCCUUCAAGACUCGCAACGUACCUGCCAACUUCAAUGAGGCCAAAUAUAUCGCCUUCACCAUGUACACCACCUGCAUCAUCUGGCUUGCUUUUGUGCCCAUUUACUUUGGGAGCAACUACAAGAUCAUCACCACCUGCUUUGCAGUGAGCCUAAGUGUAACGGUGGCCCUGGGGUGCAUGUUCACUCCAAAGAUGUACAUCAUUAUUGCUAAGCCUGAGAGGAAUGUCCGCAGUGCCUUCACCACCUCGGAUGUAGUCCGCAUGCAUGUUGGCGAUGGCAAGCUGCCCUGCCGCUCCAACACUUUCCUCAAUUUUCGGAGAAAGAAGCCAGGGACAGGGAAUGCCAAUUCUAAUGGCAAGUCUGUGUCAUGGUCUGAACCAGGUGGAAGACAGGUGCCCAAGGGACAGCACAUGUGGCACCGCCUGUCCGUGCACGUGAAGACCAACGAGACGGCCUGCAACCAAACGGCCGUCAUCAAGCCCCUCACUAAAAGUUACCAAGGCUCCGGUAAGAGCCUGACUUUUUCAGAUACCAGCACCAAGACCCUCUACAAUGUUUCGGAGGAAGAGGACGCCCAGCCAGUUCGCUUCAGUCCUCCCAGCAGCCCUUCCAUGGUGGUGCACCGACGCGUGCCUCCUGCCGCGACCACCGCACCUCUGCCACCCCCCUUGACCACCGAUGAGACCCCUCUCUUCCUGGCCGACCCUGCCAUCCCCAAGGCCUUGGCCCCUCCACUCCAGCAGCCGGCACCGCCAUCGCAGCCACAGCAGCCGCUGUUGCAGCAGCAGAAGUCUCUGAUGGAUCAGCUGCAGGGAGUGAUCAACAACUUCAGUCCCGGGCUCCCGGAUUUCCACGCGGUGCUGCCAGGCCCCGGGGGCCAAGGCCCAGGGCUGCGGCCUCUGUACCCUCCCCCGCCGCCACCGCAGCACCUGCAGAUGCUGCCGCUGCAGCUGAGCGCUUUCGAGGAGGAGCCCGUGUCCUCCCCAGCGGAGGAUGAGGAUGACAGCGAGAGGUUUAAGCUCCUCCAGGAGUAUGUGUACGAGAGGGAGGGGAACACUGAGGAGGACGAGCUGGAGGAGGAAGAUGAGGAGCUGCCGGCGGCGGCGGCGGCGGCAAGCAAGGUGACUCCGGAGGAUUCGCCAGCCCUGACGCCCCCGUCUCCUUUCCGAGACUCGGUGGCCUCCGGCAGCUCGGUGCCCAGCUCCCCCGUGUCGGAGUCGGUGCUGUGCACCCCGCCCAACGUGAGCUACGCCUCUGUCAUCCUGAGGGACUACAAGCAAAGCUCUUCCACCCUGUAG
This is a messenger RNA of Lepus europaeus (European hare), 3609 nucleotides long. RefSeq names its product glutamate metabotropic receptor 1 (gene GRM1). Gene Ontology annotation, molecular function: adenylate cyclase inhibiting G protein-coupled glutamate receptor activity; G protein-coupled receptor activity involved in regulation of postsynaptic membrane potential. NCBI's taxonomy places the organism in Eukaryota, Metazoa, Chordata, Mammalia, Lagomorpha, Leporidae. Gene Ontology annotation, biological process: regulation of synaptic transmission, glutamatergic; G protein-coupled glutamate receptor signaling pathway. The record is from RefSeq and is a predicted model, not a curated record. Gene Ontology annotation, cellular component: postsynaptic density membrane.